Molecule: messenger RNA, 1954 nt
Organism: Portunus trituberculatus (swimming crab)
Lineage: Eukaryota; Metazoa; Arthropoda; Malacostraca; Decapoda; Portunidae
Product: cytochrome P450 2L1-like
Exons: 11
Coding region: 164-1636 (490 amino acids)
Biological process (GO): xenobiotic metabolic process
Cellular component (GO): cytoplasm; intracellular membrane-bounded organelle
Molecular function (GO): heme binding; iron ion binding; oxidoreductase activity, acting on paired donors, with incorporation or reduction of molecular oxygen, reduced flavin or flavoprotein as one donor, and incorporation of one atom of oxygen
Source: RefSeq, a predicted model, not a curated record
GCGUAUCUUUAGCAUCACCAUAACACUGUCAACUAUCAACACUUAGCAGUCUACGUCCCACUAGCAGUGAGCGGCGACAACUUUGUGGCUGUAAUAAUAGGUGCGCUCCUGUCCUUGGGUCCGUGACAACACUCACCACAUUCACUGACUGACCAUCGUCACCAUGUGGCUCGAGCUGUUCAUUUUCGCCCUGCUGGUGCUGCUUCUGCGGUACUACUUCACCAGGCCGUCAGGCAUGCCUCCAGGUCCGAUGGUGAUUCCUUACCUAGGGAACUUUUUACGCUUGGACAUUGCCUUGGUCAAGAAAUACAGAAAGAAAUACGGCAAUAUAUUUAUGACUGAACUGGGACCCAACAAAUUUAUCUUCCUGUGCAACUACAAACUCAUCAAGGAAUCAAUGUCAAAGGUUGAACUCUCGGAUCGUCCACAAUUUGAUUUGGGAUUCAUAUUAUCUGAAGGAGUUCCCGCAGGUGUCAUCAUGACCAACGGGAAACACUGGCAAAAUGCUCGAAGGUUUCUGCUGCGUAACCUGCGGGAUCUCGGGAUGGGCAAGACCUACCUAGAGGACGCCAUUCAGCGAGAGGCGCAGUUGCUGGUGGAGGAUUUCAAGACACUCUCUGGGUCUCCUACCCUCUUUCCCAAAUCCCUCAAUGUCGCUGUCCUUAAUGUAGUGUGGCAGAUGGUUGCAAGCACCAGAUACGACAUGGACGACGAAAGGGUCUUAUCAAUCAUCAAGAUAAUAAGGUCAUUCGAAACUACGUCUGCAAUGUUGAUUCUGGAAUUCAUCCCAUUCAUAAAGAAAAUUAUUCCAAACUUCAUAAAGAACAGAAUACCGAUAUACAAGCAAAUGGCGAACUUAAGAAAAGAAGCGAAGAAACUCAUACAGGACUUGAUGGCAACACACCGCGCCAACCUGGACCCUGACAACCCAAGAGACGUCAUCGACGAGUACCUCAUCGCCAUGGACAAUAAGAGUGACAUUGCUGAAUAUUUCAGUGAAUUGGACUUAGUGUCUGUAACCUUCGACUUGUUUAAUGCCGGGUUCGACACCACCUCCAAUAUGCUGCGCUGGAUCAUCCUCUACAUGAUCAAAUACCCCGAAGUGCAGCGGCGCGUCCAGGAGCAGAUUGACGAGGUGGUGCCCCGCGACGCCUUGCCCUCCUACCAACACAAAUCCAACCUGCCUCUGGUGGAAGCCAUGAUACAAGAAACCCUGCGGUUCUCCUCCUUGGUAGCACUCGGUGUGCAGCACUCCCCAGAAAGAGACAUUCAACUGGAGGGCUACCACAUUCCCAAGGGUAGCUUUGUUUUCCCGGCGACCAUCUGUUGCCACUACGACCCUCAGUACUGGGAACAUCCUGACCAGUUCAGGCUGGAGCACUUCCUGGACGAGCAGGGCAACUUUGCGUCCCAGAAAGAAGGUUUCCUGCCCUUCGGCACAGGACGCCGGAGCUGCCUGGGCGAAUCUCUGGCCAGGAUGGAACUGUUCCUUUUCUCCUCUGCUCUGCUCCAAAACUUCACAUUUUCUGCUCCCGAGGGUUGUGAGGUGAACCUUGAAGAAGACCCCAGAUUACCAUCAGUACGAAUGGCCCCUGACCAAAACAUUGUCAUCACGCCAAGGACGAAAAAGGACUGAUUGAGGGCACUUCUGUAGUAGGAGUAGGAGGCGCCUCUGUCCUGUUCCAUCACUGAUUUCGCAGUCUCAACCUUAUUUAUCAUUUGAUAACCACCUUUAUUUCAACUCACGCAUGAUUCUAGAAAUUUUAGAAUAACUCUGUAGAAGAAACAUUCCGCAAGCAGUAUAACAAUGCAUUAUAUGAUAAAAAGAUCCUCAAGAUUUUUUGACUUAGUAAUGAAUAGAUCAUGAUGAAAAUUAAGAUAAAAGAGGCAAGAUGAGCAGAACUAUGUUGGAUGUGGUAGCAGUUUUGUUAUUGACCUAAAAUAUUCAACAGGC